This is a messenger RNA of Thamnophis sirtalis, 920 nucleotides long. The record is from RefSeq and is a predicted model, not a curated record. Lineage: Eukaryota; Metazoa; Chordata; Lepidosauria; Squamata; Natricidae.
GCAUUUGUGUCGCUGGAUACGAGAAUGGGAGCAGGAACGAAAUUCUCCAGCUUCUUCUGCCUCCGAGGCUGCUUGCAAAACAGAAUAAGGGUUUAUGUCCGGAGAGAGAUUUCAAGGUCGAAAGGGGUGGAAUCUGUGAUCGGCCCAUCUACAGACUCAAACAUGUCCCAGGAACCAGUUUGUUGGUAACCAGCGGGCCCCCGGACAGCGGACUUCAGAUUUGGCGAAUGGAACCAGAUGAAACAGAUAUGAUUAAGCUACUGAGUGUCAUCUCUCCCACCAAGGCAGAAGAUACUUCCUGGUCCAAAAUUGCAACCAGCUGUGCCAAACCGGCUUGCGUCCUCCACGGGCAAAGAAUCUGCAAUCUCCAAAUGACGGAAAUUGAAUCAGAGAAAAGUCCUUGGGUGGCUGCCUCUGCCAGCCCUGACAAAAUUGCCAGUCUGGACUUCCUGGAUGAAGCCACCGCCGUGGUGUGUGGUGCCAAAGGGCAGCUGUUCCUUGUGGACUUCCGGCAACAGCAGGGGAUUCUGGGAGCGCUCGAGGAGGCUCGGACCCCUUGGGCCCCGACGGAGGGGCUGAGCUGGUGUGCAGGAGUUGGCUCUGGAGAAACUCCACUGAUUGCCCGUCUCUCCUCGGGCGGCCUUGUUGUGUUGACGGACAUCAGGCACCCUUCCCACCCCCUGAAAAUGGCCCAAUGCUGCGUCCCCAUCCCUAAUCUCUCUGGGGCAGACUUCCUGUCCAUCAGCUUGGCUCCUGUAUUGGGCGACAACCUGGCGGUGUCAGCGACAUGGGUUGGAGGAGCCUACAUCAACGGCACGGCUGAAAUUGUCUACCACCCUUCCAGAGGACUAGUGUGGGUUCAGGCUCCAGUUGGCUUUGCUUUGUCUCUCCUUGUUGGUAAAGAUUUUAAAAGAUUCUAA